Messenger RNA from Fundulus heteroclitus (mummichog), 2339 nucleotides. RefSeq names its product prostaglandin E2 receptor EP4 subtype. The transcript is spliced from 2 exons. Gene Ontology annotation, molecular function: prostaglandin E receptor activity. The record is from RefSeq and is a predicted model, not a curated record. Gene Ontology annotation, cellular component: plasma membrane. NCBI's taxonomy places the organism in Eukaryota, Metazoa, Chordata, Actinopteri, Cyprinodontiformes, Fundulidae. The coding region runs from base 63 to 1259 and encodes 398 amino acids. Gene Ontology annotation, biological process: inflammatory response; cellular response to prostaglandin E stimulus; adenylate cyclase-activating G protein-coupled receptor signaling pathway.
AGGGAGCUUCGGACUACUUCAGAAACUUUUCCUGCCGACUCCCCGCCGCCACGCCAGAGGAAAUGCGCUCCCAGAUCCACCGCAGGCCGAUGCCGAUAUCCGACGCCAGCUUUUGGUUGACUCUGGCAAUGACGCCGAACUUUACGCACGGAUCUGUGCCCACCAACGAGUCUCUGCGCCAGCGUUCAGACAACUCAACCGAGAUGGCUUUGCCGGUGUUCAUGUUCGCCGGCGGCGCCAUCGGGAACCUGAUCGCCAUACUUGUCCUUUCCGUGUCCCGGCAGGAGAAGAAAUCCUCCGCGUUCUUCUCGCUGGUGCGCGGUCUGGCGGUGACGGACCUCCUGGGCACCUGCUUGGCCAGCCCCUUCACCAUAGCCAACUACCUGGACCAGCAUGUGCUGCGCAGCCGCCACUUCUGCGAGUUUGACUCCUUCCUGCUGCUGUUUUUCGGCCUGACCGGACUGAGCAUCAUCUGCGCCAUGGCGGCGGAGCGGUACCUGGCCAUCUGCUGCCCCUACAGGUACCAGCGCUGGGGAGUGGACCGAGGCUUUGCGCAGAAGCUCCUCUUCCUCAUUUACAUCAGUCACAUUUUAUUCUGCUGCCUCCCCAUGAUGGGCAUAUCCAGGAGCGAGCUGCAGCCGCCCGGAACCUGGUGCUUCAUCGACUGGAAGACCCCCGAGCCGGUGGCCGCCGCCUAUUCCGUGCUGUACGGCGCCGUGAGCCUGCUGCUGAUCCUCGGCACCAUCGUGCUGAACCUGACGGUGUGCGGAGCGCUGCUGCUGAUGCGCCGCAGGACCGUGCAGCGGCCCGUGGCCAGAGCCAGCGUCCGGCAGAGGUGGAAGGCGCUGUCCUCGGCCGCGGAGACGCAGAUGAUGGCGGUGCUGGUGAUGACCUCCGUGGUGGUUCUGGCCUGCUCGGCUCCCUUAGUGGUGCGCAUCUUUGCCAACCGCUUCCGCUCUGACCAGAAGGCCGACCUGGCAGCCAUCCGCAUCGCCUCGUUGAACCCCAUCCUGGAUCCCUGGAUCUACAUCCUCCUCAGGAGGUCCCUGUUCCGCCGCCUGCUCAGCCGGUCCCGCCGGUGCGACAGCCCCACCAACAACAACGCCCCGCCUUCGCCUCAGAGCGACCUGCUGUAUCCGGAAAUGCUGAAGGAGAACUGCGUGUUCACUCAGCUGAUGUGCAACGCCAACAUCAUCACGCAGCUGCCCGCCUCCGUCAGGUUCUCGCCGUUUGACUCGGAGGUCCUCUGCCAGACCUGAAGCUUUGCAAACCGGCGGACGGCAGACGUGAGCAGCUGCAGGGAAGCAGAGAGAGAGAGAGCGGGACGGAGGAGCUGAGACGGCUGCAGGAAUCUCCAUCCUGAGAGGACAUGCAGGUCAUCAGGAUCAGCUUUGUUCGCCAAGUUUCUGCGCACAAACAAGGAGUUUGACUUCAGUUGCACUCUGCUCUCAAUGAAGACAUUUAAAUUAUGAAUGCAGAAAUAGCUUUUUUUUUGUUUGUUUCUAAAUUUUUAUACAUGCAGAGUUUUCACCAAAGAGAACAUUAGUAAAUGGGUGCUUAUAGUAUGGUACCCUGAUGGUCACAGUUUCAUCAGCCUGACAGCCUGGGUGGGAGGAAACUGUUUUUCUGUGGCGGCUCUGUAGCGCCGCCCUGGAGGUAAACGUCGGGACAGUUUGUGUGCAGGAUGCAUUGGGUCUGCAGAGAGGCCAGCCGCCUUAUCCCUAAACCCCAGACCUGUGCAGGUUCUGGAUGGAGGUGAGGUCAGCCGUGAUGGAUGAACUCAGGACAGACUGAAUGAAGGCAGUGAGGAAAAGGACCAGCAGCUCCCGUGGAAGGUUGAACUCCUUGAAUAGAAAGUUCUGCCUUCUUCCAGACAGCGUGAACGUGUGAGGACCCGGUCUGGUUCCCCAGACUGGACGGUUCCUAGGAGCUGGAUCAGACACGGUGUUGUUGAGGAUGAUGAGGAGAAGCAGUGUGGCGGCUCUUCUCUGGAAGUCCACCUUCCUCUCCGUGGUCACGACCCCGUUAAGCAACCAGUGGACCCACCAGAUCCAGGCCGGGGGUCUGAGGGGAGGAGGGCGCUUGUGGAGCUUUAUUUAUUAGAUGAAAACAGAAACAUUUUGCACAUCUCUGAGUCUUUACUCUGUUCCUGUCGGUGUUUUUCCACUUUGUUCUACUCUCUCGUGUCAGACCGUAAAUAUUCCUCUGAGCUAACAGCUUAUGGACAUUAAGAAGGUCUUCCUUAAAUCACGAUAAUGACGCCUUAUUUUACAUUUAAGCCGUCCAAACUUCUCAUCACAGUCGUUUAUCUUUCUUUUCAGGAGGCGAAGAUGAAAUAA